UUGCCGCAUCCAGUGAAGACAGUUCAAAAUAUUAUGUAGAGCGGAUAGAUGGGGGAAAAUAAUAAAACACAGCUAAUUUCAAAGGAAAAUCGUGUAACAUUUUGUGUAGGCGGAUACUAUUGACUUGCAAUUUAGUUCCACGUGCAAAAAUAUUAAGAAGAAAUUGGUGUGUUUCCGCAAUUAUGUAAAAUUCUGACAUUUCGGAAAUAUGUGUGUUAAAUUUUUUUUGUAUCUUCGAUUAUUAAUUUUUUUAUUGUCUUUGUUAUCUCUAUCGUUAGGAUACAUUUAGGGCUCCGAUUAUUUUUGUUCUUUUUUAUGAUAACAAUCUCUGAUUAAUUGUAAUCUUUUUUUUUUCUUAUUAGAAAACAAUCCAGACGACUAUAACAAAAGUUAUACUAUAGAACUAGAUGACCGUCUAAGCCUUUAAAAACAUUAGUCUUGGUGAAUCCUUAAAAGAAUUUUCAUAAAUUUAAAAAGAAAAAGAGAAAAAAGAAUGAGAGAGUUUAUUGUUUCAUUGAAAUUAGUAGAUUUGAAACAACUCUUUUAAUACGUAUCAAAAUGUAUUAAAAUGUAUCGUCAAGAAAUUCAAAAAUACUCUCACCAGUACUGAUGGUCUGAAAGGUUUUAGGAAUGAUGCUGGUGUUUAUAAAUCUAUUCCAGUUAAGUUUCAGAAUUUUCUCCAAUUAAUCAUGCGUUUUUUUUUUGUUUUAUACUGUCAUCAGCAAUGAAAGAUAAAUUCCCCGUUGUUUAAUAACUAGAAAUAUUGUAAAACUCAUAUAAAAUAUAAUAUUUAUAUAAGUUAUAUAUAAUUCUUUAAAUGUAUUUAUACAUAUGCAUAUAAAAGAUCAAAUUGGGUAUUUGUUAUUAAAAUAUUAGUAUUUGUGAUUGUUUCGUUUCUCAUAAAUAUUGAAUAUUAGUAUUUGUUUUUCUUCAAGUUACAAAUAUCCGAUUUUUCAGUACGAAUUAGAACGAACGAAUCAAAAUUUCUGGAUAUUUUGCCCAACUUACUCACACUCUGUUAGCUAAAAAAACCGACUACAAAGCAAAAAGUCAAAGUUUGACAGCUUUUAUUUCCUUUAAACUGAGUGGCUAAUAGUAAGAUUGUUGUUUCUUCAUAAUAAACCUAUUGGCCUCCUAUUAACCAAAAAAAAUCCAGUUCUUACAAAAUUUGCCAACUAACUUUAAUUCCUACUUUUUAUUUCCUUGAAACAAAUGUUAUUUUUUCAACCUUGUUAUGAAAGUCAAGUUCAGCAUCAUCUGUUGUGUAGAUAGUCUGGAAAAACCCAUUCAACAUUCGAUUGUAAUAUGAAUACACGUCGAUUGUUGUGUCCCGCUUAUAUAAAUAGUAAAAGCCCGAACUUGAAGAAUUCAACUGAAUAUAUGUAAAAACGUGAUAACAAAAUGAGAUAGUCCAUUUAACAUGUUCACCAAAAAAAAAGAAAAAAAGAGAUAGUCUAACAUUCUUGGUCAAGAAUAAAUGCCCUUUGGUUACACACACGCACACACAAAUGCAUAUAUAAACAAAAACCAAGAAGCCGUUCUUUUAAAUCUCAAAAAGAAAGAAAACAAGAAACAGAAGAAAAAGAUAGAGAUAGAAGUAAAUGCAAAAAUAGUUAUAAUAAUGGAGAAGAAGAUUAAUGUGUUUGUGCUGUGUAUGUUUUUUUUACUGGUGGGCUCGUCUUUGAUGUUUAGGAGGGUUGAUUGCAGAGCCUUACGAUCGAAACAAUGGAGAGACGUCAACGGCCAAGAUCAAUCCACCGAGGCGGCCAUGAAGGUGAAGAAAAGCUGGAGCAGUAAGCGUCCUUUGACGAGGAGCUAUGGUUUCCGGUUAGCUUCUGGGCCGAGCGGAAAAGGAGUUGGCCACUAAUCAACAAUUUCUACUUCUGUUUUUGGAUUUUUUUGGAUUUAUUAUAUUUAAAUUAAAUGUAUAACUUGAAAGUUUUUGUUGAAUGAUUCUUUCGAGGAGUAAUAAUAUCCCUCCAUGUAAAUGUACGUAUUUUGCAAAUCUCCCUAAUAUUAUUUGAAAAAUCAGUUUUUAUGUGUGGUUUUCAUAUUAAUUUUUAAAAUAGUUAAAUUAUAAUGAUAUAUAUUUACAAUCAACCAAAAAUAUAAUGCAUAAUGUCUUUAUUAAGAUUUUUUAUUUUAAGUUAUUUAUUUUACUGAUAAUAUUUGAAAUUAUAAUAUAUUUCAUUUGAAAAGUCAAUAAUAUCCUUAAUAAACUAAAAUUAUUAUGCUUAACACCAUUAUUAUGAUUUUUUUACUUUUGGUUCUUCUUUUUACUUAUAAUAUUUUAAAUUAAGUUUUACUUUUAGCUUUCUUUUGAUUAUAAUAUUUUUUCAAAUCAAAUAACAACAAAAAUAUAAUAUUAUAAAACUAAAAUAUAAAGAUUAUAUUUAUAAAUAAAAUUUUAUGCAUGUUGGUCCACAUAAAUUCUUAGAUUGAUCAAAUACAAUAUAAUCUUUAAUGAACUAAACAAAUUAUGUAUAGUGUCAUUAUUAAAUAUUUUAUUUUAGUUUUACUUUUUAUUAAUAGUAUUUUAAAUUAAGCUUUAAUUUUAGUUUCAUU
Molecule: messenger RNA, 2565 nt
Organism: Brassica napus (rape)
Lineage: Eukaryota; Viridiplantae; Streptophyta; Magnoliopsida; Brassicales; Brassicaceae
Exons: 1
Coding region: 1478-1867 (129 amino acids)
Source: RefSeq, a predicted model, not a curated record